ACUUCACGCCCCUCCGCCGCUGACUGAUCGAUAGGCAGACAGCGAGCAGGACACAGCCUGGACCUCCUGAGUAAAACAUCUCUCUAUGAGUUACUCCCGGCGCGUGGCCUCCUGGUUGUUCUCCCUGCCCGCCCGUCUCGUCCAAGUAUGUGCGCGCGGCGCUAAGCUGGAGAUGAUCUCCGUUUGGCUGCUAUUCCUGAAGCUGCUGAGAGCCACAGCUGGUGUGAAAAGGCCAAAUGGGAGUGAAAUAAAUGAAGGCAGGAAAGACUCUUUAAAUCAGCAACAAAAAGAGCAAGAAUACCUCUCCGAGGCUGUCGCCAUGGAGACCAGCCAGCUUUCAGAAAUGGCUGAUCUAAAAGACUAUAAAAUGGAUCUGGGGGACACAGAAGAGGAUAAAUGCCAGCGGAGUGAGGAGGAUGGGAGAGAUGAGAGAGGCUGCUUCGAUGCACAUUUCCCCGAAUGCCUAGAUACUGAAAAGAUCAACUCCGCCAUCGCAGACGAGCAAAAAAGCAACGAGGUAGCCAAUGAUUGUGUGAGCUCUGAGGAAACCGACAGAAGCGCAGACCUGCAGGACAACAUCAUGGUAAAGGAGACUGAGAAAGAGGAGCCAAAUCUCAGAGAAUCCACACCAUCUCCAGAGCCAGAUACAGACCACCAUGCCCAAGACCAGCCAGUGGAAGAAGGAGAAGAUGACAACCCACCCACAUUGGAUGCAAAUGGAACAGAGCACCAAGACCUGCAAGAAAGUCUGACAACAGGCCAAGAAGACAACAACACAUCCACUUUUGAUGCCAAUGGGACAGAGCCCCAGGAACCGCUGGACAAACAAACAACAGAGCAAGAAGACAACAACCCAUUAAAUGUUGAUGCAAAUGUGGAAGAACACCAAGAACCACAGGACAGUCCAACAAUAGAGCAAGAAGACAACAACCCAUUAAAUGUUGAUGCAAAUGUAGAAGAACACCAAGAACCACAGGACAGUCCAACAAUAGAGCAAGAAGACAACAACCCAUUAAAUGUUGAUGCAAAUGUAGAAGAACACCAAGAACCACAGGACAGUCCAACAAUAGAGCAAGAAGACAACACCUAGUCCGAUUUUGAUGCUAAUGUGGCAGAGCACCAAGAACCACAUGAAAGUCUGAAAGUAGAGCAAGAAGAUGACACCCAGUCCCCUUUUGAUGCCAGUGGGGCAGAGCACCAAGAACCACAAGGAAGUCUGAAAGCAGAGCAAGAAGACAACCUAUCUGCUUUUGAUGGGACAGAGCACCACAAACUACAAGAAAGUCCAAAAAUAGAGCAAGAAUCUGUAUUGGAGCAGCAAAUCAAGGAACUAGCCAUUUCUGAUGCCUCCACAGAAUCGUGCCACGAUAAUGACCCGAGAUGAUCUGAGUGACUGUCUGCAAGUGGAGAUGGCUAUUGUUUCAUCAGACAGUGAUGCAGAAGAGCAAUGGAAGUCCAUGGUUUCUCCUGCUGUUGAAAACGAGAAUGAUAAUGAUGGCAUUCUUGGGUCAGAUCCACCUGAUGUUAGUGAGGAGCCAAACAACCAAGAAGAUGUAAACGAGGAAGACAGCAGUAUUCUACUGGAAAGUAAUGCUACACAUGAGGAUGAACUUCUGGAAGAAACCACAGAAAGCAUCGAUAUCUUAGAACAGCCAGAAUGUCCCACAGAAUGUGAGCUGGAAGACCUUUCGUAUGAGGGAUCCAUACACUACCGAAGUUUAACGAAGAUCCCAGAGGAUGAGGAGGAUCUCAACCAAAACGCAAAGCACAGCCUGCAGCGUUUGUCUGCCUCAACCUCUGAGCUUGACAAGAAGUUACCACAAGACUACUGCGUGAUUGAGGAGGCAAAGAGCGAGAAUGUCAGUACCGAACAUCUGGACUUUAGGAUGGCUCGUCAGCAGUGGAAGAAGAUGGAAGAGCAGAAUAAGGGCCAAUUGCGCCAGCCCAACAUCAAGCAGGGUACUUGUCAGGGUGGCCAUAGCUUCAUGUACACACCUGUGCGUACCCUAGAGCGUCCCAAGAAAGACCAAGAUUCAGACAGUCUAAGUCUUGGUGAUUACCAGUACACCCAGUUUAGCCCUUGCUCAGAAGACUCUGGGCUGGAUGACACAAGCUACAGGUCUCCUUAUGACGAACCAGAAACUCCAGUUGAGAGGGAGAUACGUGAGACUAUGGAGCGAGAAGAAUCUUUCAGACGAGAGAGGGCCCUGUCAAGAUCAUCUUCUGGUGAACCUGUAGAAAGCAAACCCAGACCAACCACUUUGCUGGCAAGCAGAUCAGACCCAGACGAUAAAAGAAAGAUGUUUAAUACACCUGAAGACAGAUGCAGGUCACAGAGAUCGCCCAGCGCCAGAACCCCAACUUUAUCCAUCACUGCUUCACCAUCAUCAAAACCAGCGUACCAUGAGAUGGUGGCUAACAACGUCAUCAUCCUCGAGCCAGAUUCUUAUUCCGCAAGCCCAAGGCACAGGGGGAAGGGUCUUCUCUCUCCAGGGACAAGCAGUUUCCAUGAGUGGCCCUCAGACAUGAGCAAUGUUAUCAUAUUGGAAACAUCAAAUCUCAUCAUCCGAAGUGCAUCAGAGUUCUGCCUGAGCACUGCAUGCCAGGAGACUCAAGAGAGCACCUUCCAUAAUAAUCCCUUCUUCAAACUGAGGUCACACAGCACACAGUCUCUGGUGGACCAGGAGAUCAAAGUGGUGAGGCAGAGAGAUGAGGAGUUCAGGAGACAGAGGGCACAGUUGUACACUAAAGAGAAGUACGACACUGUCCUGGUGUCUCCCAGCUUGCUGGAAAGUUUUACCUACGACCGACCAGGAGAGAUACCAUCAAAAUGCAAGUCCUCCCCUUCCUCCCCUUCAAAGAUACGCAAAAUGGACCGUUCCGUUUUGUCCUGCGAUCAGAAGUUUUACAGGUGAAACUCUCCCCUUCAGUUCCCCGAGGCACCUUUCACCGGAGUCCGGCGGAAAAGUGCCCUGGUUCAGAGAUGGGAAGCAGGGAUCUUCGCCAAUCAUCAAAAGGACUGAAGGAUGGCGCUAACCGCACAAAGCAAAUAUGGUAUAUGCAUUCGGCUAUUUAGCAUUAAAUUAAGUGUUUGGUCUGUCAGCUGGAUGUCAUUCUUCUGAAGUGAGCGUUAAAAAGUCAAGGCGUGACGUUGAUCUUUUUACAUAUUUUGAUGUACUGUCACAUGACGGCAAAUGCGUUUAUGGUAUUUUCAUACUAUAUUUUCUCCUUGAUAAAUUUUGUAGGAUGACAUGAAGCACAAUUUAUAACGGGACUAAUAUAACGUCGUAUUUUAAAACGGACAAAGAAAGAAAGGACGAGACAAUAACAAUGCCAAACAUGAUUUUUAUUAUUUGAAUUUAAUGAGAUGAAUUCUUUGAAUAACUGUCAUUUUUGAGCCUUAGGUUAUAGGUUUACAUAGAGUUAUUUCCACAAGUGACUUCUCGAUUUAUUCCUUAUUUGAGCUGAUGUAGAAUGCAGAAAAGAAGUAGUCCUAGCAGAGCCUGCCGGAUGUUUAAUUUAAGACACAUGCAGAUGAACAGACAAAGCAAAACCAGUGAAUGUUUACCAGACUGUCAAUGCAAGUACUGUAGUUAUUUUCAGCCUUGGUGUUGAUCCAUUAGAUAUCGAUAACGGUUGCGCUUUUUUUGCACUGAAUGUUUUGCUUUGUGAACUUUUUGAACUGUUGAUGUUUUUGAGCAAUGAUUCUUGCCUGCUAAAUACAGUAACGACAUCAUUUAUUAUUCUUGUCAGCAAAUAAUUAUAGGAGAAGAGUAUAUGUAGAUGUUCAUUAUGCGUUAUUAUUUGGUUUGUGGCAGAUGGUUCAUUAAUACAGAACUUGAUUUUUUUCCCCUUACAGUAUUUUCAAUGCAGCCUAUUCAUUUAUCCUUGAAAUAAAGAGAUAUUAAUUACUGAAA
Colossoma macropomum (tambaqui) is the source of this 3917-nucleotide messenger RNA. RefSeq lists its product as uncharacterized. The record is from RefSeq and is a predicted model, not a curated record. The transcript has 4 exons. Lineage: Eukaryota; Metazoa; Chordata; Actinopteri; Characiformes; Serrasalmidae. Bases 1344 to 2915 code for a protein of 523 amino acids.